CGCUGAGGGCUUCGCCCCGCCGCCAGCCCCCGGGUCUCGCGGGGCCGGCGGCCUGCCAUGGAGAGCGAGUACUACAGCGGGGGCCAGUCAGAUGAUGGUGGAGCUACUCCGGUGCAAGAUGAAAGAGAUUCGGGAUCUGACGUUGAAGAUGAAGGAAACGAGCAGCAUUCUGGAUCUGAGAAUGGAAGUGUAGGGCACCGUUCAGAGAACGAACACAGCGAUGGAGAAGAUGAUGGGCAAAUGGGAGAGCCUCAUAUGACAGACUCUGAGAAUGAAGAUGCACCGAGGCAAAAAGACAGUGACUCAGAUAACGAGGAGCCUCCAAAUCACAAUGCCAGCGAUUCAGACAACGAAGCAGCUCAGGGAGGGAAAGACAGCGACUCCGAUACCGAGGACCGUCCAAACCAACACUUAAGUGACUCUGAAAACGAAGAUACCUUAAAUCAUCAAGCGAGUGACUCUGAAAAUGGAGAACCUCCCAGGAAUCACAGUAGUGACUUUGAAAAUGAGGAGUCGCAGAAGCAGCCGGCCAGCGACUCAGAGAAUGAGGAGCUCCAGAAGCAGCCGGCCAGCGACUCGGAGAGCGAGGAGCUCCACAAACAGCUGGGCAGCGACUCGGAGAGCGAGGGCAUUGCCAGGCACAAACCAGAAAUAGAGUCUGAUGAUAGCGAUGGGGAGGACAGGAAGGAGGAGGCGCAGAACGAUUCUCACCGUUCAGAUAACGAACAAGCGAGGGAGGGAUUUCAGGGUUCUGACAGUGAAGAAGAAGGUCCUCAGAGACGGAAAAUAUCGGACAGUGAUGAUGAUGAUGAGAAAGAGGAGGAGAAGACGGUGAAGAGGAAAACAGCCAUCCUCUCUGACAGUGAGGAUGAGAAUGAGAAAGCACCUGCAAAAAAAGUACGAAUCCUUUCUGAUGUUGAAGAAUCAGAUAGUGAUGCUGCUUCAGAGAAAUCUGACAAAAGGAAGAAAAAUAUGGUAUCAGAUAGUGAAGAAGAGGAAGAAAGAAAAGAGGAUACUGGGAAGAAAAAGGAAGAGAAAGAUCUGUUUGGCAGUGACAGUGAAUCUGGAAAUGAACAAGAGAACCUGAUCGCAGAUAUAUUUGGAGAGUCUGGUGAUGAAGAAGAAGAGGAAUUUACAGGCUUUAACCAGGAAGACUUGGAAGAAGAGAAGGGUGAUGCAGAGAUGAAGGAGACAGCAGAUGAGUCUGACUCUGAUGAUAACGUUAAAAGAGGGAAGCAUAUGGACUUCAUGUCAGAUUUUGACAUGAUGCUGCAACGAAAGAAGAGUAUGAGUGGCAAGCGUCGACGAAACCGUGAUGGUGGGACGUUCAUUAGUGAUGCAGAUGAUGUGGUCAGUGCUAUGAUUGUGAAGAUGAAUGAAGCUGCAGAGGAGGAUCGGCAGCUGAACACACAAAAGAAACCCGCGCUGAAGAAAUUGACUUUGCUGCCAACUGUAGUUAUGCAUCUUAAAAAGCAGGACCUCAAAGAAACGUUCAUCGAUAGUGGUGUAAUGUCUGCCAUCAAGGAGUGGCUUUCUCCUCUCCCAGACCGAAGUCUGCCAGCACUGAAGAUACGAGAGGAGCUUCUGAAGAUCCUGCAAGAGCUGCCAAGCGUGAGUCAGGAGACCCUGAAGCACAGUGGAAUUGGACGAGCUGUGAUGUACCUUUACAAGCACCCCAAAGAGUCAAGACCUAACAAGGAUAUGGCAGGGAAGCUGAUCAAUGAAUGGUCUCGUCCCAUCUUUGGGCUUACCUCAAACUACAAAGGCAUGACAAGAGAAGAGAGAGAACAGAGAGAUUUGGAACAGAUGCCUCAGCGGAGGAGGUUGAGCAGUUCUGGUGGUCAGACUCCCCGCAGGGAUCUGGAGAAAGUGUUAACAGGAGAGGAAAAAGCUCUUAGGCCUGGAGACCCAGGUUUCUGUGCCCGUGCGAGGGUGCCGAUGCCCUCCAACAAGGACUACGUGGUCAGGCCAAAGUGGAACGUGGAGAUGGAGUCCUCCAGGUUCCAGGGGAGCUCUAAGAAAGGGGUGAGUCGACUGGACAAACAGAUGCGGAAAUUCACAGAUAUCAGGAAAAAAAGCAGAUCGGCCCAUGCGGUGAAAAUCAGCAUUGAGGGCAAUAAGAUGCCAUUGUGACCCUUCACAGAAUACCCUGUGAUCUCUGCUGUAAGACAAUGCACCCAUAGACUCUUGGGAGACCUUAAUGUUUUUUUAACAACUCAUUUGGGUUUUGUAGUUGAUCUUUAAAUUGUUGGUUCAGGUUCUGGUAUAAGAUAAUGUCCAAGGACUGUGAAUUUGGGGACUUCUUUCUCCUGAUUGUAUUUAAACUUGCUCUACUGUGUCCUUUGUACAGAUCACACAUUUGUUGUAUUGCAACUCUUUAGACAAUAAAACAUCUUCUGUUUUU
This is a messenger RNA of Lagopus leucura (white-tailed ptarmigan), 2404 nucleotides long. RefSeq names its product interacts with SUPT6H, CTD assembly factor 1 (gene IWS1). Gene Ontology annotation, biological process: poly(A)+ mRNA export from nucleus. The record is from RefSeq and is a predicted model, not a curated record. Bases 58 to 2133 code for a protein of 691 amino acids. Gene Ontology annotation, cellular component: nucleus. The transcript is spliced from 14 exons. Lineage: Eukaryota; Metazoa; Chordata; Aves; Galliformes; Phasianidae.